AUGAUAGAAAUAAGGCAUGGUGAUGGUUUGGAUGACACCGUGCUAAUUAUUAGAAUUAUUAACGAAUUAGAUGAAUACGAUUACUUUGUAUGAUAUAUCCAUCGACUGGCAAAAUGCCAACAUAACUAAUCUACGUGCUAUCAAUUUUCGACAAUAACGAUAUGUCUGUCCUCUGUCCAUUAGAUGAUAUCGAUCCAUUAGAUAAAAAAAAAUAAAUCGCAUUUUGCGAUAUGCGUAUAUCUCGUUCAAAACUACAAUCUAAUAUAUAUUUUUAUUCGUCUGAUGUAUCCUACAUAAAAUCAUUGACGUGAAAUUAGUUCAACGAAAAAGAAGUUCGCAAAGGAUGGCUACGCGAUUUGUUCUAACAGUCGCAAUUCUUCAUCUCAUGAUAUGGGAUUGUUACGCCGUGUCCGGGGUAAUUUGGCACAAGCAACAGCAGAAAUUCGUGCAGUUGUUCAGCAUUCCGGAAUUCGCUGCUCUUCAACAAGAAAAUCUGGCUAAACGCCGGGCAACAGAGAAGCCUGACAUGAGCGGAGAAGUGGUAAAAGCUGUGUAUUACGAGGAAAAAAAUAUAGUAAUGUUUUACGACAACGAUACGAAAGUCAACGGUGUUUGCGGCGACCUGUGGCAUGUUCUCGCGGAAUAUCUCAAUUUUACAUUCAUCCCGAUAAGAGUCACCAAUCGAAAUUUCGGUGAAAGACUGGAAAACGGUAGUCAGAAUGGUUUAGUUGGCAUGCUCGCGCGGAAUGAAGCGCAGGUAAUUAUGAGAAGUGGAUUCUAUCCGUCUCGCUUCGACAUCGUGGAUUUUACAACGCCUCUUUGGAGAAGCAGGUUUCACAUUUAUGUUCGACCGAAAUGGCAGUUCAAUAAUACAUGGGUAUUUACGUUAUUUUCGUGGCAAAUGUGGUUUUAUAUACUGUUUCUGUUCAUCAUCUUAAGUUAUGUCGUCUAG
This is a messenger RNA of Temnothorax curvispinosus, 952 nucleotides long. RefSeq names its product glutamate receptor U1-like. The record is from RefSeq and is a predicted model, not a curated record. Bases 344 to 952 code for a protein of 202 amino acids. NCBI's taxonomy places the organism in Eukaryota, Metazoa, Arthropoda, Insecta, Hymenoptera, Formicidae. Gene Ontology annotation, cellular component: membrane. Gene Ontology annotation, molecular function: glutamate-gated receptor activity. The transcript is spliced from 5 exons.